AUGACAGCGCCGAAACUCCCUUGCUGGAACUGUCGCAGACGACACAUCAAAUGUGACAAGCAGAAACCGAAAUGCGGCCGGUGCACAACCAGAGGUCUAGAUUGCGUUCCAGUCGAAAGAAAAGCUGUUUUCCGCCGCGGAUCUAAAGACAGUGCCGGGGAAAGAUUCGCUGUUGAUCAGACGUGGGUGAAUAGUGAGCCGAGAAAGUGGAGGAGGGCUGAGACGGUGCAGGGUUCUGUCGUACUAGAUCAGCCUAUUAUCUCGCCUGGACUUGGUGGUGAAGGAGAACAGGGGAUUCAGGCUGAAGAUGCGACUGCGCUUGAUCCGGUAUCAACACUACCGGAGUUCGAUGAUGGGAUUCCAGUUCAUUCAUUCCAUGAUAUCCCAAUUAACGGUCUAGACGCCCUGGUCUCAGCGGCGGUAGGCAUCCAGCACUCGCCGAUAUCCGGUGGAAGUAUAGGCGCCAGCCACGGAAGUCCAUACGAACUGAACCAUACUCCCUCGACAAACAGUAGCCCUGGCAACUCGACUGUUCAACCUCUUGCCAAUGUCGAGGAGGCUUGCCUGUUGCGUUACUUCAUUGAAGAGCUAUCACCAUGGUUCGACCACUGCGACAGCCAGAGCCAUUUCCGUGUCGCUGUUCCCAUGCGCGCCCAUCACUGCUUAACGCUACGGAAUGCCAUAUUCGCCGUAUCAUCUCGCCAUCUCAGUCGCCUACCGCAGUUCAAAACACCGCGGGGAAUCGUCUACCAUGGACAGCUACUGCCAGACUUAUCAACCUCGUCAGCAGUGGAGUACAUGCUCAAAUGCAUUCCAGGGCUUCUCUCAUUCCAUAAAAUGCAUGAUCCACGCGAUCAGGAGAAUCUCAUGGCAGCCGCGAUAAUCUUGCGACAGUACGAAGAAAUGGAAGAGGAGAUGGAAGGGGAGAUGGAAGAGGGCGCCGACAUCGAGAUAGACACCGACACCGACACCGACAAUGUCGGAGAAAGACAGCAACGAGUGAACUUCCUCGCCAUCACCCAGACGAUUAUUUACUCGAUGAUUUCCUCACCACUAGCACGGUCUUCACUGGCAACAGCAGCGUACUGGAUCGCCAUCCGGCAGGAAGUCUACUACGCCCUAACACGGAAACAGGCUCCGCGGGUGUCUUUUACGUCUGAGGACUGGAGUAACGCCACCGUUGCUAAUAUAAUGAUCAUGCACGCAGGGGAAGUCACAAAAUGGUGCUGGGGUGAUAAAUCGUUCGCUGAAUAUGAACGACUGAAACACCACCAACAACAACUGAUAUCCUCAUACUCACCACACCUCCUCCCACUCCUCCAAACACGCGCCGACAAAUCCAAAGGCGAGAUCUUUCCCACGGUCUGGUACACCACCGACGCACAGGUAACAGGCGCGCAGCAUCUCGACCUCGCGCGUAUGAUCCUCAUCGCCGAGAAUCCACGACUACAAGAACCACAUACCCCCCGCGCCGCGCACCGACAGGCCGAAGCGCGCGUGCGCUCGAUAGUCCUGAAUCUGUGCGGGAUCGCCGUGGGCAAUGUCUCGCGGCGGAUGCCGGCACUUGUUAACGCCGUGAUCGCGAUUCUGCUGUACGGGGAGUAUUUCACGGAAGAGGGGGAGAGGGACGCGUUGAGGGGGGUUAUUGAUCGCACGAGGGAUAUGCGUGCGUGGCCGCUAAGAAGGCCGUUUGAGCGGUUGUGUGGGCUGUGGGAGAUGGGUGAUUCUGAGGUGUAA
Aspergillus puulaauensis is the source of this 1737-nucleotide messenger RNA. RefSeq lists its product as uncharacterized. Gene Ontology annotation, molecular function: DNA-binding transcription factor activity, RNA polymerase II-specific; transcription cis-regulatory region binding; zinc ion binding. Lineage: Eukaryota; Fungi; Ascomycota; Eurotiomycetes; Eurotiales; Aspergillaceae. Gene Ontology annotation, biological process: positive regulation of transcription by RNA polymerase II. The transcript is spliced from 6 exons. Bases 1 to 1737 code for a protein of 578 amino acids. The record is from RefSeq and is a predicted model, not a curated record. Gene Ontology annotation, cellular component: nucleus.